CUUGUAAGAUUUAUAAGCAUUUUUGCCGUUAAAAUACAACAUUUUAAUGGGCCAGUACUUAAAUUUAAGAUAUGUCCCUGGCCUAUUGCAGCUUUUUUAUGCUUUAUAACCAUGGACGACAACAAGCUGGAGAAACGUGCUGUAGUGUUUAAUGUUAAUUACUACGUCACAAAAUGCAAACCGGUUAUCUGGGGGCACCAACAGAUGUACAAUGGGACGGUCUCUCCCACAGCAGUAAAUCAAACCAAUCCAACCAACCGGCCGCUGCUUAUCAGCCAACGGCAACAUCAAACUUUAGUUGCGAUCGAGACAUCAAACCGAAUGGAAGCAAAUUAGCGGUCGUACAAAAUUUCAGGAGAUAAAAAUUAGAAAUCAAUGUUUAUAAAAAGAAACUAAAAAAAAACAAACAAAAAAACAACGCGAAUUUUAAAAUCAAAAUAAAAUCGAUUAAUAAUUUGAAAUUUUUUAAAGUGAUAACAUAGUUGAACCCUCAACAAAAAUCAUGGAAGUAAAGGGCGAUUUGGAGCAAGAGAAAAUCAUUGACUCUUUACAAACUUGGUUUGAAGAAAACGAUAAAUUGCCCAAUAAAAUAGAUCGUGUCCUCCUCACCCGCUUCUAUUACUGCAUGCAAAAAGAUGUAGAGAAAACCCAAAAGUUACUCGAGACAAAUUACUCCAUGCGAUUUGACAACGCCUACAUUUUUGCAGAUCGUGAUCCCACGGAUGAAGACACCGAAAAUACACUUGCCUUUGCAGACAUUAUUCCACUGCCAGGUCUGACGCCGCAAAGUUAUCGUGUAAUGAUACAUCGUAUAAACAGCUCAGAUCCAAAAAUGAUCCACCAUGCCCAAGACACCAAGACUUAUAUGUUGCUAGCCGAUACACGUUUUAGUCUUCCCGAUGCAGUAAUCGAUGGCGUGCCUGUGCUAGCUAAGGGCGAUGUUCAUGUAACUGAUAUGGCCUGCCACACCAUGGGUCAUAUGCGUCAAAUGUCAUUUAGAGUUCUACGAGCAAUGGUUAAAUUCCUGCAAGAGGCCUAUCCCAUACGGAUAAGAGCCAUUCAUCUGAUCAACUGUCCAUCGUAUAUGAAUAAAAUUAUGUCAAUCAUUAGGCCCUUUGUAAACAAAAGGGUGUUUGAGGUGAUGCAUUUUCACACAGAUGGCUUGGAUGGUCUCUAUGAACACAUACCAAAAGAGAUGUUGCCAGAAGAAUAUGGCGGUAAUGCAGGCACAAUACCAGAAUUAAAGAAAAAAGUCGUUGCAACUAUGAUGGAAAAGAGAGACUAUUUAAUGGAUCCCGAUUACUGGUCGAGGUAGGCACUAUGGCACUGUUAAAAGGAUUUUGUGAUACCCACUAUUGCUUGACCUGAAUAGUAUUUAUGUAGUUUAGCUAAAAUAGUUGAUGAUGAAGUUGAUGACAUAUGAUUUUAUAAAAAUUAUAUAUAAAUGGUUUCUCGUUAUUAAAACAAAUGGU
Messenger RNA from Stomoxys calcitrans (stable fly), 1472 nucleotides. RefSeq names its product alpha-tocopherol transfer protein-like. The record is from RefSeq and is a predicted model, not a curated record. The transcript has 6 exons. The coding region runs from base 503 to 1315 and encodes 270 amino acids. Gene Ontology annotation, cellular component: membrane. Lineage: Eukaryota; Metazoa; Arthropoda; Insecta; Diptera; Muscidae. Gene Ontology annotation, molecular function: phosphatidylinositol bisphosphate binding.